CAGCCGGAGAGCCACAGGUUGGUGACUCACUAUCCUUGAGUAUCUGAAGUAUCUUUUUUUGGUCAUGGCAAACUGCGUUCUUCAUAGCAUCUGAAUGCAUUGCACCGACUGCUCCUCCAGCUUCCUGCUUUACAGUGCUCUUCACCAUAACCCGGCCCACACUUGUGAGUGUGCCUUUUGUGUGUGCAUGGGGUGUGCAGCGUGAGGCGUGCCUGUCAUACUGACUGUCAGGGGAAAGGCACUGUGAUUAGGAAGCAGACAAACAAACACACAAGGAGGGGGAAGUGUCUCCGAGAUGAUCCCGAUGAGCAGGACACUUCUACACUUGACUCUUCACUUGCUCUAGGAACACACUUGAAGGAGGUCCGAUACCAGGAGAACUUUCCAAGCCGCCCCCAUAGGCACAGCUGGCUUCACGAAAAGGAUUCUCCACUUAGAUUAAGCCAAACUUUUAAGAUAGUCUUAUAGUACAUUCUAAAAAGUAGAGCUGGGGAGGGUUGUCAGAUGGAGCCUACUGACUGCAAGAUGAAAAAAUCCAAGCAGACCCAAGACAAGUGUUAAGGGGGAUGUGUGGAUGCAUUAGGAAUGCCUUAUGUGGAUCGGAAGAACAGAACCUGUGGGUUUCUGGACAUCGAAGAUGGAGACAGUGGGAGAUUCCUCCGAAGAUAUUUUAUCCUGGAUACCCAGGCCAAUCACCUGAUCUGGUAUAUGGAUAACCCCCAGAACCUGCCCAGGGGUGCAGGAGCAGUGGGAUCCCUAAAACUGACAUAUAUAUCCAAAGUCAGCAUAGCUGCUGCGAAACAGAAGUCAAAGCUGACGCAUUGCUUGGUUAUCAAUGCCUUAUCUCAAAGAUAUUUUCUUCAAGCCAGUGACCAAAAGGAUCUUCAGGGAUGGGUCGAUGCCUUAAAUGCAGCAAGUAAAAUCACAGUACCCAGACCAGGAUCGGCUCAGACCCCUGAAAUAGGAUCCACUGGAUCUGGAUCCCAGGAGAAGAAGUCUCAGACUGCAUACAAGACAGAGAUCAUUGGUGGAGUAGUCGUGCAGACUCCCAUUAACCAGAAUGGAAAUGAAUGCCCGGAGGUUUUCCAGCCUGAAGUGUUCCCUCACACCACGCUCCGACGCAGUCAGAGCCUUAUGCCUCAACACCUUCAUAAACCUUCAUCUUCUGUCUGUGCUCUGAAGAGUGGAUAUUGUGUCAAGCAAGGAAACAUGAGGAAAAAUUGGAAAAGAAGAUUCUUUGUCUUGAGCAGUCUUAGUAUUAGUUACUACAAAUGUGAAACGGAUCGGGAACCUCUGCGCUGUAUUCAUCUUAGGGAAAUUUUGAAGACACAUGAAUGUCUUGUUAAAUCUGGGGAUUUGCUGAUGCGGGACAAUCUGUUUGAGAUUAUUACAGCCCCAAGAAUAUUCUACAUCCAGACGGACAGUCCUCAGGAAAUGCACAGCUGGAUAAAGGCCAUCAAUGCUGCCAUACAAACCCUAUGGACUCGCUGUCGGGACCCCUUUGGCCGCAUGUCAUUACACCGCACUUCUAUUCCAGCCUCAUCUCCGGCCUCCGCCCACUCUCUACCACCAUGUGAUGUCAAAAGACCUCUGGGCAAAUCAAUGUCCAUCAAGUCAUCAUGGCAGCCGUGGACUCCAGUGCCCAAAUGUGAAAAAGCGUCAAUUGGAGAAGAGACAUUGGGAGGUUCUAGGGAGGGGGAAUUUGGGGUACGAGCCAGGCACAUGUCUGAACCCCAGCGCUUAAAAGAUGAACCAUUUCUAUUUAACCUAGAUAACAUAAACAUCCGUACUUCAGAUGUCUAAGACUCAGCCUAGUAUACAAGGGAGACAAGAUGCUGCCACAUCGACAGACUCUAUGCGUGUUACGAUGGAGAACUAUUACACAGUAUUUUCUUUUUAUUUGUGGAGUUUUUUCCUGAAAGGCUUCAUUGCUUUGUUACUGCCAUGGUCUUGGCACUUAACUGUGAAAUUUUCUGAUCUGUUUUUUUCAACUCAAUAUCAUUAAUAACUAGCGGGCAUUUUAUCUCACCCAUGUGCAGUCCAUAUCAGCAGAUGACAUCUCCAGGUAUUAUGUAUGUAUAUGACCAUAUGUCUUGUUGUGCUGAUCAGAGUUAGGCCUUCUCUUCUUUGAGGUCAAGAUUACAUUUUGUACAGUGCAAAAAAUGUGAAUCCAAAUAAAAGAGUGAAUAGUA
Hyla sarda is the source of this 2192-nucleotide messenger RNA. It is a transcript of the gene PLEKHA2, whose product is annotated as pleckstrin homology domain containing A2. NCBI's taxonomy places the organism in Eukaryota, Metazoa, Chordata, Amphibia, Anura, Hylidae. The coding region runs from base 586 to 1803 and encodes 405 amino acids. The transcript is spliced from 12 exons. The record is from RefSeq and is a predicted model, not a curated record. Gene Ontology annotation, cellular component: membrane; cytoplasm. Gene Ontology annotation, molecular function: PDZ domain binding.